This is a messenger RNA of Peronospora matthiolae, 276 nucleotides long. The record is from the annotation of a GenBank genome assembly. NCBI's taxonomy places the organism in Eukaryota, Oomycota, Peronosporomycetes, Peronosporales, Peronosporaceae.
AUGGAGGUGAAGGAGGAGGGAAGACACUCUUCACGCUAUCGUGGGGAAGCGUGUGUUCCCGAGAUCUUCUUUGAUCGCGUAACUCUAGCGUUACGCGGCGACCUCGAGCAUGAGCGGGACAGGCGUCUUCAACUGGCGGACACUGUCUUGAAGCAUCGAGCUGAGUUUGCUUUUGCUCAGCUUGAGAACGAGAGAGCUUUGACAUCUCUUCGUGACGAGCUAAGGGUAGCUCGUGGGAUUGUUGAUCGGUCUCGGGCUGAGAUAACUGCUCUUUAG